Molecule: messenger RNA, 668 nt
Organism: Triticum urartu
Lineage: Eukaryota; Viridiplantae; Streptophyta; Magnoliopsida; Poales; Poaceae
Source: RefSeq, a predicted model, not a curated record
ACUCAUAUACUCACACAGUCACGAAGCUAAAGCAAAACUUGAACUAGCACAGCUACAUCACCAGGCCCACUCACGAACUAGAGCGAGCAAGAGCAAUGGCUGCAUCCAGGCCGAGCAGCAUGGCCGUAGCAAUGGUGGCGGUCGUGGCCGUGCUCCUAUGCGCGGGCGUGCGGCCGGCGGAGGUGUGCAACGGCCACCCGUGCCCGUCGCCGGCGGGCAAUUGCCCCGUGAACGCGGUGAAGCUGGCGGUGUGCGCGGACGUGCUGGACGGGCUGAUCCACGUGGUGCUGGGGCAGUCGCGGCCCAAGCAGCCGUGCUGCUCCCUCAUCUCCGGCCUGGUCGACCUGGACGCCGCCGCCUGCGUCUGCCUCGCCAUCAACGCCAACGUCCUCGGCAUCAACCUCGACGUCGACGUCGACCUCACGCUGCUGCUCAACUACUGCGGAUGCAAGGUGCCCAAGGGCUUCCACUGCGCUUGAUUGGAUCAGCCAUCGUGCAUGCAUGCGUGUGCAUGUGCAUGUACUACGUGUCAGGUCGUGUGUUUUUGUUAUCAACAUCAGUACCGGUCGUACGUAAAACGUAUCUGCGUGUAGAGCGUGUGCGCUGGUUGUAAAAGCGACAUUUUCCUCCAAUAAAAAAGCACUUUUAUCCUGAAUAAUGGUUCGUGA